Molecule: messenger RNA, 1530 nt
Organism: Hyaloscypha bicolor E
Lineage: Eukaryota; Fungi; Ascomycota; Leotiomycetes; Helotiales; Hyaloscyphaceae
Exons: 10
Coding region: 1-1530 (509 amino acids)
Source: RefSeq, a predicted model, not a curated record
AUGGUCAAACAGGGAAUUGAGUACGCUGGUGGCCAAGAGCAGGACUUCGACGCCGCAGAGAAAGGUCUGUACGACAGCACCGAGAGCCUAGCGGUGUUAGCACCUGUCCAUGAAGGCAGUACACCAAACUCGAGUGUACCAGUACUGUCCCUAUCAUGUCCAGCAGGAUUCAAGCCUCCUGCGGUACCCGAACCAGCAGCCGAACCAGCGCGACCGAAACAAAAGAUCAGUCGAUGGCUCCUCUUUACAAUCUGGUUCAACACGUACCGAAAGUUCUUCACCUUCGUCACCUUGUUCAACCUGGUUGGAAUAAUCAUGGCCUCACUCGGUCGCUUCCCUUACGCUGAGAAUCACCUCGGUGCUUUGGUGCUUGGCAACCUACUCUGCGCAAUUCUCAUGCGAAACGAGUUGUUCCUCCGGUUCUUAUACAUAAUUGCCAUCUAUGGCCUGCGAAGUGCAAGUCCCUUUCUCUACCAUUGGGCUCCAAUAUGUGUCAAGCUGGCAGUAACUUCGAUUUUGCAACAUGUCGGAGGUAUCCACUCAGGAUGCGGACUAUCUGGCGCUGGCUGGCUCGUAUUCAAAAUCGUCGGCAUCAUACGCUAUCGCGCCAUUCAGAAUAGCGCUGUGAUUGCCACUGGCCUGAUCACAAAUAUCCUGGUGAUAAUUUCUGUCCUGAGCGCAUUCCCAUGGGUUCGGAACUACCAUCAUAACGUAUUUGAGAAACACCAUCGCUUCAUUGGAUGGCUGGGCCUAGCUACCACCUGGUGCUUUGUCGUUUUAGGAGAUACCUACAACAUCAAAACUGGAGAAUGGAGGACAGACACCCAUUCCCUGCUCAGCGCACAGGAGCUCUGGUUUGCCGUGUUCAUGACAAUUUUUGUCCUUAUCCCUUGGGUCACCCUGCGAGAGGUCCCCGUGGAAGUUGAAAUCCCAUCGCCCAAAGUCGCCAUACUCCGUUUCGACCGAGGGAUGCAGCAAGGCCUCCUGGGUAGAAUCAGUCGCACCUCGAUCAUGGAGUACCACCCCUUUGGGAUUAUAAGCGAGAGCCGAACGUCUCCUUAUCAUUAUAUGAUCUGCGGUGUUCAGGGCGACUUUACGAAGAGUCUUGUUGUCGAUCCACCCAAGGCUGUCUGGACCAGAGAGCUGAAGUUCGCUGGUGUUGGACAUGCAUCCGCGAUGUUCAAAAGAGGAAUCCGCAUCUGCACUGGAACCGGUAUCGGGGCAGCGUUGUCCACCUGCAUCCAGAGCCCCAAUUGGUUCCUCAUUUGGAUAGGUUCUAAUCAAGAGAAAACCUUUGGGCCAACGAUAACGGGUUUGAUCCACAAACACAUCGAGCCCGAGAGAAUGAUUCUCUGGGACUCGAAGAAACGAGGAGGACGACCAGAUACUGUGAAACUGCUCAAAGAAACGUGGGAUAGCUUCGGAGCCGAGGUAAUCUUCAUUACCUCCAACAUGCAGGGCAAUGAUGAGAUGGUUCGAGGUUGCCGAGCAGCUGGAUUACACGCAUUCGGCACUCUGUGGGACUUUUGA